GUAAUCUGCAACAGAUGACAUCUUGGGGGAUGAGAGAGUCUGGCGGAGGCAAAUGUUUCCUUGGUUGGAGCCACAUCAGUUCGCCAACGGCUGUGCAGGGAUAUCUCAAUACAGCUUCAAAUCGCUAUGCAGUCGUGCUAUACCUAAACAUAAUCUAAAUGUCUGUACUCGGGCGGCAGUGCAUCCGUAAAGCUUUAAUUCCUGGCGAGGAAGAAUUUGGCGAACCUGGACUGAAACAAAGGAAUGUAUUGAGUGAGUUGUUGUUUGCGUAUCACUGGAAUGGCAUAUUUGCUCUACAACUUUCUUUUGCUGGGCAGUGGAGCGCUUUUAUUAUUCGCGCCUGUUUGCGCCAUUUGUCCUGAAACAUGCGACUGCCAGCACGCGCAGCAUAUCCUGUGCGCAAAUCGCGGUCUGCGCGCGGUGCCCAAAGCGCCGCAGGUGGAGCGCGCAGGGGAUGUACGGGUUCUCAGUCUUGCGGGAAACUUCAUUCACAACCUCAGCGCCUUCGACUUCAUGCGCUAUGGUAACCUAAUGAGGCUUAAUCUCCAGUUUAACCAAAUAAGGAAUAUACACCCUAAAGCAUUCGAGAAACUUUCCAAGCUGGAGGAACUAUAUCUGGGUAACAACUUACUCUCGGCAAUACAACCUGGGACUUUACAGUCGCUGAAAAAACUCACAAUAUUGUAUAGCAAUAACAACGAAAUCAAGGACAUUACUUCCGAAUCUUUUAGUCAUUUAAAUAGUUUAGUCAAACUGAGACUUGAUGGAAAUUCUAUUGAGUUUUUAAAACAAUCCGUUUUCAAAGGUCUGACAAAUUUAAUGUUUCUGCACUUAGAAUCGAACCAGCUUCGCCAUAUUGAUCGAAAUGCGUUUUCGCGGCUCAGCAAACUGCAGUUUUUAAAUCUAUCGGACAAUAAACAAACAGAACUGCGCGACAUUUUUAUGUUUUCCCAUCUUAAGUCACUAACUACUCUUCUAAUAAAAAGCAACCAAAUAAGGCACAUUGGAAAUCGCGUCUUUCAUAAGUUGAAAAAGCUAACAAAACUUUCGCUGAGCCACAACAAGAUAUUAAAACUGGACAACGAAGCCCUCAAAGGGCUCGCGCGCGUUAAAGAAUUCGAGAUAGACAAGAACGAGCUGACAGAGAUCGUGGCUGGUCUGCUGGACCCGCUCGAGCGCAUCGAACACCUCGACUUUAGUGACAAUCACAUAUCUCGCGUGGACCCCGGUGCUUUCGGCCACCUUUCACAUCUAAAAACCUUAAAAUUGAAAAACAAUCGUCUUAUUAAUCUCUCCGGCGGAAUUUUCGCCACAAACGGCGUUUUGUUUCACGUAGAACUGAAUGGGAAUAACUGGACAUGCGACUGCCGCAUGGAGAAGCUUAAAAGCUGGUUGACGCAUGCGCAUUCUCAUGGAAAGCUGUUGACCGUGUUUGUACGCUGCCUUCACCCCCCAGCGCUGGCGGGAAAAUACUUGGACUAUGUCAGCAACUCGCAGCUGGGUAAUAUGAGUGGCUAUUGCGAGUCUGAACCUCUGUCUCACCCAAUGGAGAGCCGUGGAGCAGUAGUAGAGGCAUCGAUUCUCAAGGAGGAAAGAGAGAAGCGAGAAGGAGAGAAACAUGAAGAAGUAGGGGUUCAAGGGGAUCAAGGGGAGCAAGGGCUUGUGACAACAUUUGAAAGAAAGAAGAAAAGGAAACUAGUCAGCUCAAGGCCAAGAUCCACAGCUGGAAAAAAUGCCUCCUUAUCUGAUUUUUCCACAACAAUGUCUACGUUCCUGAUAGGCCACAACAACACCCACAACCACAGCACCUUUGCUUCGGCCCAACAGGAGCAGUUCAACCUGCCCUUACAGGACAGAGCCAAGCAUCAUGACUCAAGAAUAGCAGUGAUCACUGAUGCAUGUCAAUUCAACCAUCACUCCAUCCUGAAUGUUAGCGUGGAAGAUGUCACUUCCAAUACAGCCACUGUCCAUUGGAGCACAACCCCCGAUGUUGGACUAGUUCAUGGGAAAGAGCUUCUCUUCCGGGUUUUAUUUGACCGUUUCGGCCAUGCUUUCCGCUUCCCACGCUAUGUUUACAUAGAUGGAACUGACCGGGCGGUGACCCUCCAAGAGCUCCGCCCAGACUCCACCUACAUCACCUGUGUGGAGAGUGUAGUGGACGGGGCUUUGUGCCAGGUUGCCCCCAGAGAUCACUGCACUGGAUUUGUUACACUUUUGCCCUUGGUGACAAGUGAGGUCAACCUACAGCUCGUCACAGUAGCAGCCCUUACAGCCAAUGCUCUGCUCCUUCUUCUGGUGGGUGGAAUCUGGCUGGGGCGUGUGUUGAAGAGGCGGAUCAGAAACAGGAAGUCAUCAGCUCAUGCACAUGUACGUCACAUGUACUCAACUAGACAUCCGUUUCGCUCGACUGUGGCUACUACCUGUGUCUCUUCUGAAUUCAGUGGUUACCAGAGUGGCAGACAACUGGCUGAAGAAGGUGACCUCAUCCAGUUCCCCGGCGAACGUUUCUUUGACAACAGCCCCGCACGAAGAGAUGAUGAUGUCAUAAUGCUUAGAUACUCAGACUGAAGUGUUUUGUGUAUCUGAAAAUACACAAUUUUGGCACACAAAUUAUUUUUGCCAAAACCACUGAAAUUGUAAAUCUUUUCUUUUCUUUUUCUUAUUUUCUUUCGGUUGAUUGUCUAAACCUCAGCUGCUGGUUGGCAGAAUUGCUUGGUUUUGGAAUUAAUGUAUUUCUGUCCUUGUUGAAAAUGUAUUACUUUUGUAUUACUAUCAACUGAAGUACAGCACAAGCGAAUUCAUUUGUUAAAGUUUAUACAUUUCACCUUUUUUUUGCAAUAAAUACAUAGGAGUUAAUAGUGAUUGUGCAUA
Messenger RNA from Ctenopharyngodon idella (grass carp), 2871 nucleotides. It is a transcript of the gene tril, whose product is annotated as TLR4 interactor with leucine-rich repeats. Lineage: Eukaryota; Metazoa; Chordata; Actinopteri; Cypriniformes; Xenocyprididae. The transcript has a single exon. The coding region runs from base 280 to 2568 and encodes 762 amino acids. Gene Ontology annotation, cellular component: extracellular matrix. The record is from RefSeq and is a predicted model, not a curated record. Gene Ontology annotation, molecular function: protein binding.